Molecule: messenger RNA, 273 nt
Organism: Trichosporon asahii var. asahii CBS 2479
Lineage: Eukaryota; Fungi; Basidiomycota; Tremellomycetes; Trichosporonales; Trichosporonaceae
Exons: 3
Coding region: 1-273 (90 amino acids)
Source: RefSeq, a predicted model, not a curated record
AUGCUUUUGACCAAUAUUAGAAAGCUCGCCAUUGCAGGCGCCGUUAUUGUUGUGCCCCUCUCCUUCUACGGUGGUCUUGCGAUCAAGGAGCACUUCCUCAGCAAGGAGAUGGAGGUCACCCCAGAGGCAGACCACAAGGUCAAGGAGCGUGCGAACAGGGCCAGAAUUGUCCAGCUCGAGGAGCAGCGGAAAGACCUCCUCAAGGAGGGCGACGACAUUGACAAGAAGAUCGCCCAGCUCAAGGCUAAGAUGGAGGGACGCAAUCUGCCAUAA